Messenger RNA from Procambarus clarkii (red swamp crayfish), 4451 nucleotides. RefSeq lists its product as uncharacterized. NCBI's taxonomy places the organism in Eukaryota, Metazoa, Arthropoda, Malacostraca, Decapoda, Cambaridae. The record is from RefSeq and is a predicted model, not a curated record.
UCCUACCUCUGGUCAAAGUUGCGUGUGUGCGUGUGUGAGUGUGUGCUUUUUUGGCCCGUUUGUCCAAGGUGGUCGUCUUAGGGAGGUAUCUAGCGGGUGUGUGAGGGACCUUAUCACGCCACAAGCGUCCGUGUGCGCUCAGUUGUUGAGGAUGGUGUACCACAGAGGCGGGCGCAUCGCGCUCUUCAUCGCCAACUUCCUGGUGUUCGCGGGCACCGUCGCCAUCAACUACCUCUCUGUCUUCCCUCAGUAUGCUGGAGGGCUGUUCCACACCAUGCGAGGCUAUGCUACCACCUAUGGUCUGGGUGUGCCCCCACAAGGGUUCUUCGAGUCGACGGUUGGCAACUUGUCUGCGAAGUACGAGAUCGAUGUCACCCCAGCCGGCUUCACCUUCAUGAUCUGGUCGGUGAUCUAUAUCUGGCUCCUGCUGGCUCAUCUCUAUGCCUUGAUCCUGAUGUGUCGAAGGAACGCUGUGGGCCCCGUGUACACCAGUCCCUCGGUGCUCACCUCCUCCUUCCUGCUCACCUACACCUUCAACCUGAUGGCCAACGUGGCCUGGCUCUUCGUCUGGGACAAUGAGCUCAUCGUGUUCGCCUCCGCCCUGCUGUGGUUCAUCGUCCUCACCAACUGGAUGGCUUUUGGCAUGCUACACUACAGUGUGUACCGCCAUGGACCCUGGAUGUGCCAUCAUGCUAAGGUUGACCUCUGGAUGUACCGGGUCCUCUGGCACAACGGCAUGGCACUCUACACCACCUGGAGCACCAUCGCCGCCCUCCUCAACCUGGGCGUGGCCCUCAGGUAUGCUGCCGGUCUGGACAUGCAGUAUGUGGUGUAUGUGGUGCUCGGGGCCCUCUCCGGCAUAAUGAUCCUGUGGUUCGUCCUCGAGAACACCAUUCUUGACCGCUACGUUCGCUACACCAUUACUCCCUAUGCUGUGGUGAUCGUGGCUCUGGUCGGGAUCUACAUCAAGCAGUAUGCUGAGUCAACCACUGAGACCGGCUACUUCAUUGUGGUUCUGCUGGGCGUGGCGGUGUUCUGCUUCGUGGCUCGUCUGGGACUGGUGAUUGUCCGGGCCUGCAAGAACCCACUCUAUGUCAACAACAAGAUCGGCGACGAUCCUGUUCUGAGCUUUGCUGCAUGAUACUGGGGUUAUGUCGACCCUUCUGCCACUCAAGAUGUCGCUACGUACUCCAGCCUCUAGGACCACUGCUAUCUUCUCCAGCCUCUAGGACCACUGCUAUGUUCUCCAGCUUCUAGGAGCAUUACUAUGUUCUCCAGCCUCUAGGACCACUGCUAUCUUCUCCAGCCUCUAGGACCACUGCUAUCUUCUCCAGCCUCUAGGACCACUGCUAUGUUCUCCAGCCUCUAGGACCACUGCUAUGUUCUCCAGCCUCUAGGACCACUGCUAUGUUCUCCAGCUUCUAGGACCACUGCUAUGUUCUCCAGCUUCUAGGAGCAUUGCUAUGUUCUCCAGCUUCUAGGAGCAUUGCUAUGUUCUCCAGCUUCUAGGACCACUGCUAUGUUCUCCAGCUUCUAGGACCACUGCUAUCUUCUCCAGCUUCUAGGAGCAUUGCUAUGUUCUCCAGCUUCUAGGAGCAUUACUAUGUUCUCCAGCUUCUAGGACCACUGCUAUGUUCUCCAGCUUCUAGGAGCAUUACUAUGUUCUCCAGCUUCUAGGACCACUGCUAUGUUCUCCAGCUUCUAGGAGCAUUACUAUGUUCUCCAGCUUCUAGGAGCAUUACUAUGUUCUCCAGCUUCUAGGACCACUGCUAUGUUCUCCAGCUUCUAGGAGCAUUACUAUGUUCUCCAGCUUCUAGGAGCAUUACUAUGUUCUCCAGCUUCUAGGAGCAUUGCUAUGUUCUCCAGCUUCUGGGAGCAUUGCUACAUACUCCAGUACCUAGAAGCUUCCUUACAUACACAGCUUCUGGGAGCAUAGCUAUAUACUCCAGCUUCUGGGAGCAUUACUAUGUUCUCCAGCUUCUAGGAGCAUUGCUAUGUUCUCCAGCUUCUAGGAGCAUUGCUAUGUUCUCCAGCUUCUGGGAGCAUUACUAUGUUCUCCAGCUUCUAGGAGCAUUGCUAUGUUCUCCAGCUUCUAGGAGCAUUGCUAUGUUCUCCAGCUUCUAGGAGCAUUGCUAUGUUCUCCAGCUUCUAGAAGCAUUACUAUGUUCUCCAGCUUCUAGGAGCAUUACUAUGUUCUCCAGCUUCUAGGAGCAUUACUAUGUUCUCCAGCUUCUAGGAGCAUUACUAUGUUCUCCAGCUUCUAGGAGCAUUACUAUGUUCUCCAGCUUCUAGGAGCAUAGCUAUGUUCUCCAGCUUCUAGGAGCACUGCUAUGUUCUCCAGCUUCUAGGAGCACUGCUAUGUUCUCCAGCUUCUAGGAGCAUUGCUAUGUUCUCCAGCUUCUAGGAGCAUUGCUAUGUUCUCCAGCUUCUAGGACCACUGCUAUGUUCUCCAGCUUCUAGGAGCACUGCUAUGUUCUCCAGCUUCUAGGAGCACUGCUAUGUUCUCCAGCUUCUAGGAGCACUGCUAUGUUCUCCAGCUUCUAGGAGCAUUGCUAUGUUCUCCAGCUUCUAGGAGCAUUGCUAUGUUCUCCAGCUUCUAGGAGCACUGCUAUGUUCUCCAGCUUCUAGGAGCAUAGCUAUAUACUCCAGCUUCUGGGAGCAUAGCUAUAUACUCCAGCUUCUGGGAGCAUUGCUAUAUACUCCAGCUUCUGGGAGCAUAGCUAUAUACUCCAGCUUCUGGGAGCAUUGCUACAUACUCCAGCUUCUGGGAGCAUUGCUACAUGCUCCAGUACCUAGAAGCUUUCUUACAUACACAGCUUCUAGGAAAGAUGAUCACUUGUUUGCAGUUCAUAUAUUAUAAACAAUCCAUCCUGCCAAAAUAAUGAUUCUUAUAGCAACUAUUUCAUCAAACAAAAUUUACCAUGCAUGAUAAAUUUACAUGGUCAAUUUAUGCCUCCACAAGACAUGGAACCUUUUGGGGGUUUCCAGGGAUCAACGGGCCUGUGGCCCAGCCUCCGAGAGACCAUUACAACAGUGUUUCUGUUUUAUACUAUUAAUUUUGUAGAGGGCACAACAUAUAAGCCCUAAACCAAAUGAAGAUUCCUAGCACUAGUAUACAAAAUAUAUGUACUAUAAUAGCCAAAAAAAUUGUAUAUUUGGUCUUGUAUUGCUCGACAGGUUAGACAAGGGAAUUACAGACAUGGAAUAAAUUGUACAAUACUGGAAUGGAUAAAAGAAUGGUUCAAAUUAAGCAAGCCAAAAGGGUCGUGCCAAACGGAUAUAAAUCUCACGGGGACAAGUGUGGUGAGCGGGGCACCGCAAGGGUCCAUGUACCGUAGUAUCGAAAAAUGCAAGUCCUUGCAUGUGGGGCAAAAGUGCACAAAAAAGCUACAAAAAUGUAAAAUAUUACCUAGCAGCAGAUUGACGAAGUAAGGGAUUUUGAGGUGAGAAUCCGUCAGUGGCUGAAAGUGGCAAUUGAAAGUUGCAGUAAAAAAAAAUUAUAGGAAUAGUCAAACAAAUCUUUGACUUUAAGGAUUGAAAUGGAACUAUCAGGGAAAAGUGCCAAGCCAUUUUGACUAGCACUGGGAAGGGAUAAGGAUUUGCGAUGGGACAGUAAAAGAAAUGGUGCCCUACCACUAGGAUGGUCGGGGAUUGAAUCCCGACCUGUAGACUGUGAGACCAUCACUCUACCAUCGACCCAGUGGUUGGGUUUGAUUUUAAAGGCCCUUGAUUUUAAAGCUUUGAUCUUGAGUUACAUCAUUGUUUCAGCAUUUAUGGUUUUGGGUGUAGGCAGGUCCAUGGAUUUAUAACCUUGUGGGUGAAAAAGAUCUCCUGGUUUUCUGUCCUUUGUGGCUUGUUAAGCUUGAAGCCAUUGUUCUUUAAAAGUGGUAUAUCUGAUCUUUAAUAUCCUCCAAAUUGUUUAAUAUUUUGAAAAGUUUCAAUGAGAUCAGUCCUGUCAUGCCUGGUUUGCAGUGUUGUUAGCCCUGUGGCUAACAACACUGGGCCCAAUGCUGAAUUUUCUCCAAUGCAGAUAGUUCUUCUGAAAAUGAGUCUCUGUGCAGGCUCUGUCCACGUCAAGUCUUGUGUGUGGCGGUACAGUAGUUCUAAUGUGGGUGCACACAGUUGAAUAACUACCCAUUUUCCUUAACAAAGCAGCUAGCUUCCUGUUCUUGUCAAGGCCACUAGUGGCACUCAGGCAAAUUCAGGUAAAUUUUGUUGUAUAUAUAUUUUGAUAUUUUUAGAUUAAUUCAAAUAAUACAAAAUAUUAAUUUUGGGGAGGAGUCCAACAGUCCAUUUGAAGAAAUAGUUGCUAUAGAUACUGUACUUUUUUUUUUUUUUUUAGAAGGAUGGGCUGAUUAUUUUAUAAAUGAUAAUUUUAAUGAAUGACACAACUCUUGGUUGUGAGAUUAUUUUUUUUUUUUUUUUUUUUUUUUUUUUUUUUUUUUUUUUUU